Molecule: messenger RNA, 809 nt
Organism: Acipenser ruthenus (sterlet)
Lineage: Eukaryota; Metazoa; Chordata; Actinopteri; Acipenseriformes; Acipenseridae
Product: small ribosomal subunit protein uS7
Exons: 6
Coding region: 16-735 (239 amino acids)
Biological process (GO): translation; ribosomal small subunit assembly
Cellular component (GO): ribosome; cytosolic small ribosomal subunit
Molecular function (GO): mRNA binding; structural constituent of ribosome; rRNA binding
Source: RefSeq, a predicted model, not a curated record
UGCGCAUUACCCUCAAUGCUGCCGCCGGAUGUGAGCUCUGCCCCUGCAUAUGAGACUGUGAAACCCCGUCCCAGGCCCUCUUUCCUCGCUGAUAUCGUAGAGACGGACAGCGUUCACAAGAUGACCGAGUGGGAGAAUGCCCCAGCUGCUGUGGCUGAAUCGCCCGAGAUCAAGCUCUUUGGGAAAUGGAGCACUGAUGAUGUGCAGAUCAACGACAUCUCCCUUCAGGACUACAUCGCCUGCAAGGAGAAGUAUGCCAAGUACCUCCCUCACAGCGGGGGGCGCUACGCUGCCAAGCGGUUCCGCAAGGCCCAGUGCCCCAUUGUGGAGAGGCUGACCAACUCCAUGAUGAUGCACGGCCGCAACAACGGCAAGAAGCUGCUGACCUGCCGCAUCGUGAAGCACGCCUUCGAGAUCAUCCACCUGCUCACCGGAGAGAACCCCCUGCAGGUUCUGGUGAACGCCAUCAUUAACAGCGGACCCCGUGAGGACUCGACCCGUAUUGGACGGGCCGGGACAGUGAGGAGACAGGCUGUGGACGUGUCCCCCCUGCGUAGAGUCAACCAGGCUAUCUGGCUGCUGUGCACCGGUGCCAGGGAAGCUGCAUUCAGAAACAUCAAGACCAUCGCAGAGUGUCUGGCUGACGAGCUGAUCAAUGCUGCUAAGGGUUCAUCCAACUCCUACGCCAUCAAGAAAAAGGAUGAGCUGGAACGUGUGGCCAAGUCCAACCGUUAAAGCAGCUCUGUGUGUUCGCCUGUUGUGGGUGUACGAUGUUGUACAAUAAAAACAGAAAAAACCUUGCCACAAAA